CAUAGAAGAGGAGUCUUUACUGUAAGAGCAGUGAGACUAUGGAGCUCUUUGCCAGAGGAAGGAGUCAUGGGGGAUUCUCUAGAAGAGUCCAGAAGGGGCCUGGAGGUCUGGAGGGAUUACACCAUCGUGACGAGGACAUCGAGGUUGACUCCCAUCAUCGAUGAGUCAGGAGGGUGGAGCAGUACCCCCAUCACAGAGCCUCCCCACCUGAUACAUGAGCAGAAGAUCCUAGAACUCACCCACAAGAUGCUUGAGCUGCUGACUAGAGAGGUUCCUGUAAGGUGUCAGGAUGUGGCGGUCUAUUUCUCCAUGGAGGAGUGGGAGUAUGUAGAAGGACACAAGGAUCUGUACAAGGAGGCCAUGAUGGAGGCUCCCCGGCCUCUGACAUCACCAGAAAAUCCCAGUAAGAACUCUGAGGGAAACUUCAGGUUAUCACUAAAUUAUAAAGGAGAAGAUGAAGAUAUCGGGCAGUGCUCUUCAGGAGAAAACCUCAUUACCUGUAAUGUCCAUCCAGGACUUCACAGACCAGAUCUGUCAUAUAAUGCUCCUAAUCAUAAGGAACCUUCUCCUGACCAAUCACAGAUUGUUAUCACAAGUACCGGGCCGAAAGAGGCUACAAGUUUUCAGUGUGAGAAAUGUGGAAAAAAGUUUACAAACAUCUCAGGUCUAAAUGGACACAAAAGAAGUCACGCAGUAGCGACGUCGUAUUCAUGUUCAGAAUGCGGCAAAUGUUUUCCAAUAAAGUCACGACUUGUUAGUCAUCAGAGAAUUCACACAGGGGAGAAACCAUUUUCAUGUUCCGAAUGUGGGAAAUAUUUUAGAAAUCAAUCAAAUCUUACUAAACAUAAGAUAGUUCACCCAGGAGAGAUGCCGUAUUCAUGUUCAGAAUGUGGGAAAGGUUUUAUAUAUAAAUCACAGCUUGCUGAUCAUGAGAGAUGUCACACAGGAGAGAAGCCGUAUUUAUGUUCAGAAUGUGGGAAAUGUUAUACAUAUAAAUCACAGCUUACUGGUCAUGAGAAAAGGCACAAAGGAGUGAAGCCGUAUUUAUGUUCACAAUGUGGGAAAUGUUUUCUAUAUAAAUCAAUGCUUGUUGAACAUGAGAGAAUUCACACAGGAGAGAUGCCGUUUUCAUGUGCAGAAUGUGGGAAAUGUUUUCUUUAUAAAGGGACCCUCAAAAUGCAUCAGAUAUGUCACGCAUAAGAAAAAACAUUUAUAUUCUCCAAAUAUGGUGACUGUUUUACAAAAAAGUCAGGUCUUGUUUCACAUGAGAGUUCCCACAGGAGAGAAGCCAUUUUGAUUUUCUUCAUGUGAAAAAUAAAAACAGAAUUUGAAACUCAUCAGAGAAUUCACACAUAGAAGGAACUAAAUUCUUGUUUGGAAUGUGGGAAGUGUUUCCAUGCAUUAAACAGCCUAUAUGAGAGUAUAUUUUUCUGUGGAAUUACCCUGGGUCUGCCAAAGAGCCAAAUUAUAUUUCUCUGAGGUCAACAGUGACCAGGAUCCAUGGAGGAAAAGUAUUGUGGAUAUGAGGAAAAAGAAGAAGAGCGUUGUUUACUGUCAGAGCAGAUCAAGAUGAUUGACCCCAUGGACCUUGCUUCUUACUGUAUUCAUACCUCCGCCAGCACUGCAGGAGAAUCCAGAGGGACACAGUGAGAAACGGAAGGACACCUCCUGUAGACUUUUAUGUGAUGGGGGAAAAAUAACAAAUUGAGUUGACAAUAAUUUGUUAAAAAACCAGAUCUUCUAUUUCCUUCCAUUUCCUUCUCUUUGCCUCAUUCACACUUGUGUAUUCUGGUCAGUAUCGUACACCAGUAUUUGUAGGAUAAAACUAGGAGUAGCUCCCGAACAUGGAAGACUUUCCAUUAUACUUUUCUCUGUUUUAUUCCGUUCCCUGUUACGGCUUACAGAUACUGAUACAAAAUACCGACCAAAAUACAAAAGUGUGAAUGAGGCCUCACUGUCUAUUGGUCUCUUCCAAUGGAGCUUUUAUUGCCUACUCUCCCAUAGAGAUCAUGCACAGCCAGUUAUACAUCUCAUAUCUUCCUUGGCGGUCUGUGGAGGUCUUCAUUCAUCUAGGUCAGAUUUAUGAUAUAUCAGUAGUAAUAAAUCAGAGCAA
Messenger RNA from Bufo bufo (common toad), 2113 nucleotides. Its product is annotated as oocyte zinc finger protein XlCOF6.1-like. The transcript is spliced from 5 exons. The record is from RefSeq and is a predicted model, not a curated record. Gene Ontology annotation, molecular function: DNA-binding transcription activator activity, RNA polymerase II-specific; RNA polymerase II cis-regulatory region sequence-specific DNA binding. Bases 67 to 1200 code for a protein of 377 amino acids. Gene Ontology annotation, cellular component: nucleus. Lineage: Eukaryota; Metazoa; Chordata; Amphibia; Anura; Bufonidae. Gene Ontology annotation, biological process: regulation of transcription by RNA polymerase II.